UAUUUUUUUAUAAGCCCCCAAACCCAACCCCGGUUAUCCCAACCCCGGUUAGCUUAUCCCACCCCUUGGUGUUCGUAUUUAUAUUCUCCCCUUGUCCGAAGCCAGGCUACAGCCUUAAAGGCGAAGCACCGAGAGCAAGAGAAAGAGAGAGCGAGAUGGCGUUCGGCGAAGGAAAUCAUCAUCAUCCGACAGUCCAGGUUCCUCCGUGGACUAUGUUUGAUGAUCCGACGGCUGGGAUGCAGGUAUCCUUCCCCGUCAGCGGCGUCACCGGCGAGGCGGUGCUCGCCGCGCUGCAGCGCUUCCUCCCGUCGAAUAACGAGCCGUUGGACGACUCGGACGAGCCGCUGGACUCGGCGCUCGACGCGUUCUCCUGCGACGAGUUCCGGAUGUACGAGUUCAAGGUGCGGCGGUGCCCCCGAGGGCGGUCGCACGAUUGGACGGAGUGCCCGUACGCCCAUCCUGGCGAGAAGGCCCGCCGUCGGGACCCCCGCCGCUUCCACUACUCCGGCGCCGCCUGCACGGAGUUCCGGAAGACCGGCCGUUGUGAGCGCGGCGACGCUUGCGACCUCGCCCACGGGGUGUUCGAGAGUUGGCUCCACCCGACGCGGUACCGCACCCAAUUCUGCAAGGACGGCACCGCCUGUCGCCGCCGCGUCUGCUUCUUCGCCCACACCCCCAACCAGCUCCGCGUCCUACCGCAGAGCCCUCGGUCGCCGACGCAGCCGGCGCCCGAGUCGUACGACGGAUCGCCGGCCCGGAGGUCUAAGAAUCUGAUCUCGUCGCCGAGAUCGACGCUGAUCUCGCCGUCCGUGUCUCCGACGUCGGAGUCGCCGCCGGUGUCGCCGGUGGGGGAGCAGGCGAUGAACGAGGUCCUGACGGCGAUUAGGAAUCUGCAGCUGAGCAAGGCGAAGUCGGUGCCGUGUUCUUGGAGGGUUGGGAUGGUUGGUGGUGGUGGGUUUGGAUCGCCUAGGGGAGUUGGGGCGUUCAGGGCGGGGUUUGCUAGCUUGCCGGCGACGCCGACGGCGGCGGGUGGUGGCGGGUUAGUGUGGGCGGAGGAGGAGACGGAGAAGGAUGGAAGGGGAACGAGGUUCGAGGUUUUGGGUGAGGAGGAAGCGGUAGAGGGGUGUUCGGACGCAGGCGGAGGCAGCGCCGCGGUGCCGGACUUGGGGUGGAUUUCGGAGUUGGUGAAGUAAUCGCUAAAUGGGUCCUUUUCCGGCGAAGGAAAGGAGAGAGCUUAUGAGGGGGGGGUUAUUUGGCUGCCUGAUUUAUUUCAUAAUUGUUGAUAUCAACUCGGGGAAAAAAAAGAAAAGAAAAGAAAAGAAAGAGAGAGAGAUAGAGUGAGUGAUACUGUGUAUAUAUUAUGGGCAUAAAAUCUGGGAGCACGCUCAAGCAUUGGUACACUGCUUUGGCAUCAAAAAAAAAUGGCGAGAAGAAAAAGAGUUGUGAAUUCUACGAGGUUGUCGAGUGGAUUACUGAUGCUGAAGACCUACCAGACGAGGCUGUCUCCUUUUUAUUUUUAUUGUGAGGAUUAAUUUUUGUUGAAUUUUUUGGCCCCUUUUUUUCUGGAAGUUAAUUCCAUUGUCAAAAUUUCCAUUUGAAUGUAAAUAUGAUGUUCGGGUACUGCAAGAACUUGUAAUUUUCUUAUCAUAUGCAAUAUUUUUUUCUUUUUUCUUUUAA
Messenger RNA from Elaeis guineensis (African oil palm), 1677 nucleotides. Its product is annotated as zinc finger CCCH domain-containing protein 20. The record is from RefSeq and is a predicted model, not a curated record. Lineage: Eukaryota; Viridiplantae; Streptophyta; Magnoliopsida; Arecales; Arecaceae. Gene Ontology annotation, molecular function: metal ion binding.